AUGUCCGCCCGUCACAAUGCUCGCGCUCGCACGAAGCGCGAUGACGAGCUAGUAUCCAAUUACAUCCGUCUCUGGGGAGACGCCGUCGACUAUGGCAAAAAGCAUCAAGACGCGAAGGCGAUCGUGCGCCUCCUCGACAAGAUUCGGAGCAAGAGCAUAGCGAUCGAAGAAGCAAGAGAACGUGACCAUCUAAAGGAAGACGAAGACGAGGAAGCGGAGGAACUGGGUGCUAGGCUCGACGAUGCAGACGAGGUCGUCGACGGCCUCAAGGAGGGCAUGGAGGGCAACUUACCGCCAGAGGAGACUGCACAAGCCUCUCAGGCGACCGCCUCCCUCUCGUCCGCCUCGGGCGCAGAAAACGCCCUCGCCAAGUCGCACACCCGGCUUGGGUACCGCCAGACGCUGCGUUACUUUGGUGUCGGGUACUAG
This is a messenger RNA of Rhodotorula toruloides NP11, 429 nucleotides long. RefSeq lists its product as uncharacterized. NCBI's taxonomy places the organism in Eukaryota, Fungi, Basidiomycota, Microbotryomycetes, Sporidiobolales, Sporidiobolaceae. Bases 1 to 429 code for a protein of 142 amino acids. The transcript is spliced from 7 exons. The record is from RefSeq and is a predicted model, not a curated record.